AUGGAUGUUAGUGCCCGCGAUUCACGCUUUCCUGAACAAGCACGCCGCCUCCUCGGAAUCCUCGCCGAAUCCGACAACCAAGAAGACCAAAACGCACCACAAACUCCGCUGGGAAACGAUGCUGAAUUCAAAUUGCCCGUUCCCCCGGAACCGAUCGCGUUGACGGCUGCAACCACCGUACUUCCCGAGCAUGGCAGAAGUGACGAGACAAAUCAAUAUGUCGGACCCAUUCCCGUAACGGCCUCAAUUCCCAAUAUUCUUGGAGUCUUUGUACUUUACCCAUUGGGGAACUUCUCUAUGAGAAGCCAGGCCCAAAGGACUUUCUGGAUUAUUUAUCAGUCCAUGAGGUCGGUCAUGCUUCUCGCUAGGAUCUGGACACUCGGCGAUGUUCACUUACUAAGGGAUAGUCACAACGCGAAAUUAUCCCAUCACGUUUUCCUGUCACUAGUUCGAAGGAUUGGACUUCGGGCGGUUGUCUCGUUCUCCUUUCAUUGCUAUCGAUAUCUUCGCCAUCGCACGUCUUUCGCUGCUCGUCCCGAACUCGUCGAUCUAGAUGAAAUGCCAGAGCUCCGUUACGACUCCGUCCAGUGUUCUGCGUUGGGCUUGCUGAAUAGAGCAGUUUGUGUAGCCCUUAACUAUAACGGUACAGUAGACCGACGGCACCUGAAAAUAUGCAGGAAUAAUGGCCGUAGAGGGCUUCAAAGUGAGAUCACUUUCGCAUGUAUUGGCGGUGUCAAGCAGUUAUAUCACAGCAAUGAGGCAAUGGUUAUUAUGAAGAAAUACCGACCUAAGCGAUGUAAGAGGCAUUAA
Messenger RNA from Lindgomyces ingoldianus, 810 nucleotides. RefSeq lists its product as uncharacterized. The coding region runs from base 1 to 810 and encodes 269 amino acids. The record is from RefSeq and is a predicted model, not a curated record. Lineage: Eukaryota; Fungi; Ascomycota; Dothideomycetes; Pleosporales; Lindgomycetaceae. The transcript is spliced from 10 exons.